Erythranthe guttata (spotted monkey flower) is the source of this 997-nucleotide messenger RNA. Lineage: Eukaryota; Viridiplantae; Streptophyta; Magnoliopsida; Lamiales; Phrymaceae. The record is from RefSeq and is a predicted model, not a curated record.
AUGUCCCCUCCUCUCACUCUUGUCACAAGUCUGAUUGACGAGGUUACAAAUUCUUGGAAUUUCAAUCUUUUGAUUGAGCUCUUUCCAACAUCUGUGGUUAAGGAAAUUAAAAAGAUCAAUUUUUUUCCGAAUUUCCAACCUAAUCUUCUCUUCUGGGCUCCGUCCAAGUCAGGGAAGUUCACUACGAAGAGUUUGCGCCUUUCCCCUUUUAGAAAUGAGUCUGUUAAGCAUUGGCUGGCCAUGAUUUUGAAAAAAAAUGGCCCGUUUUUCCUAUCUAAUUAUGUGAGGGAUGAGUUUAUUAUUUAUAUGGCAGUUAUCUUUGAUCUUAUUUCGAAGAAUCGAAAUUCUAUUGCUCAUAAUUCUCCAUCUCAUGAUGUGCAGGAACUCUCAAAACUUGUCUCCUCUUCUGCUUCCUCUCAUUGGAAAAGUCAACUAAAAAAGAGAGUCCGUUCGACAUCUAAUCCAUCCCAAACAUGGAAAAGACCUCCUUGUGGUUGGAUUAAAAUUAAUACUGAUUGUAGCUUCUCCAAUGGCACAACCUAUACCUCUGUUCUUGUUCGCAAUGAGAACGGAUCGAUCAUUUUUGCUCACUCCAUGAAGCAUGAUUGCCAAGACCCCCUUGAUGCUGAAUCAUUGGCCAUUAAAGAAGCCUGUCAAUUUGUUAACAGUGCCAAGAUCGAGAAUGUUAUUUUCGAAGCAGACUCACUCAAUGUUAUGACUUUCAUCAAUGAUCCCUCUCACAACUCUCACUGGACUGCAAAGGUUAAUGUUGAAGCUAUCAAGCGUUUUUGGUUUCUUUGGCCUACAUGGAAGUUUAGAUACUCGUCUCGUAAUUCAAAUUUUGCAGCUCAUUAUUUGGCCAAAUGGGCAUCAAAUAUUGAUUGGAGGGGUGUUGUCCCUCCAAAAGAUCUUCCUAUUAUGUGUUUUUGCGAUGGUGGCUCGCCCAUCAUUGAUGUUUGUAAUUUUUCGUUCUAUUGAAGUUUCUCAUUUUAUCGAU